ACCAAUCUUUAGCAUCUCAGCUGGAGGCACAUCGGAGGAUCCUUCCCUUUCCCCUAUUCCUUCUCCCUGCAGCCCCCGAGAAGAUCGCGGAUAGGCGGAGCAGUUGCAAGGUGAGUUUCCCUGCGGUCGCUUCCCGGUGCCGGCGCUGCUCGGGGCAGGUGACAUAAGGUCUUGCCAGGGAAAUGUGGCAUCAAGGAGUGGGCUCUGCUGAGGAGCUCCUCGUGGGCUGACUGACAUGUAUCGAAGGUCAGGAGUAGUUUUUGGAUGAGACCUGUGGCAGCUGGGAAUAUUAAACAGCAAGCUGGAAAAAAAACAUGAAUGCUUCGGUUCUUGAUCCUCUGGGAAAUAAUUCCAGUCACCUGAACUUUUCGGAGAAGAACUCGCAGAUCUUGCAGUUUGAAGAUGAGGACUGCCAUGUGCCUUUGGCCAUGGUCUUCACCUUGGCCUUGGCUUACGGGACUGUGAUAAUUCUGGGAGUCUCUGGGAAUCUGGCCCUGAUUGUCAUCAUUUUGAAACAAAAGGAAAUGCGCAAUGUUACUAACAUCCUCAUUGUCAACCUGUCCUUUUCUGACCUUCUAGUGACCAUCAUGUGUCUUCCCUUUACCUUUGUGUAUACUUUAAUGGACCACUGGAUUUUUGGGGAGGCCAUGUGCAAAUUGAACCCUUUUGUGCAAUGUGCCUCGAUCACAGUCUCGGUCUUUUCCUUAGUUCUUAUUGCUAUCGAACGCCAUCAGCUGAUCAUCAACCCCCGUGGCUGGAGGCCAAACAACAGGCACGCCUACAUGGGGAUCGCUGCCAUAUGGGUUUUGGCCACGGCUUCCUCCUUGCCUUUCCUGAUCUACCACGUGCUGACAGAUGAACCCUUCAGAAACAUAACAUUUGAUGAAUAUAAGGACAAAUACGUGUGCCUGGACCUCUUCCCCUUGGACACUGCCCGGCUUUCUUAUACCACCACUCUUUUGGUGAUUCAGUACUUUGGACCACUUUGUUUUAUAUUUAUUUGCUACUUAAAGAUAUACUUUCGCUUGAAAAAAAGGAGCAACAUGAUGGACAAGAUGAGAGACAGUAAGUACAGAUCCUCUGAAACCAAAAGGAUCAACAUCAUGCUGAUCUCGAUAGUGGUUGCCUUUGCAGUUUGCUGGCUUCCUCUCACCAUUUUCAAUAUCGUGUUUGAUUGGAACCAUGAAAUUCUGCCUGUUGCUACUUGCAGCCACAAUCUGCUGUUCCUGAUCUGCCACCUCACUGCCAUGAUCUCCACCUGCGUGAACCCUAUUUUCUACGGGUUUCUCAACAAGAACCUCCAGAGGGACCUGCAGUUUUUAUUUCACUUUUGCCAUUUCCGAUCCCGUGAGGAAGAUUAUGAGACUAUAGCCAUGUCCACCAUGCACACAGAUGUCUCAAAAACCUCUCUAAAGCAGGCAAGCCCAGUCGCAUUUAAAAAAAUAAAUAGUGAUGAUGAUGACAAAAUAUAAAGAAGUAAUAAUAAUUCUACACCAAACCUUUGAAAGCGUGCCCACAGGUGGAAUGUGCCCAAGGACAAGCACAAUUAUGUAACAAGUACAAACUGGGUAACGCGUUUCUUCUUUUUCCAAGGAACUUUGAUUGUUGUCACUUUGAAAUUUUAUGCUGUGCGUUUUUGCCCCUUACACUGCUUUAAUGUUCACAGCAGUUAUAUCUGAAUCUUAUUAUAAAAAGUAGCUGGACUUGCUACUACCUAUGGUUUUCAUCAACUUUCUCUUGUUCUGUUUUUUUUUUUUUUUGUACAGUUAUGUACUUUAGCACAAAGAUACAUUCAUUGAUUAGAUUUUUUUUAGUUAUUAUUUCUUUCCCCAAAUAAGUAGUUCUCAGGAUUGUCCACUUAAGACCAUUAGAAGCGAUAUGAACUGCAGGGAGGCUGUCACUACAGAGGACACCCAUCCCAGCAUAAAAUUAGGACAUUCUGAUCAGAAGAGUUGUUCCUUUGUUUGUCUGUUUGUUUUUGUUGUUUUUAAUCUGUCUUUUGAUCAAUGUUAAAAUCCUGUGAAAGUAGUGGAGGCAUGCACAAAAUGAUUCUGAGAAACCCGUAGAUCACGUUAAAUGGGGACGUGCCUUUGUCUCAUUCAGAGAGGCAAUUCAGACUGUAAUCACUUCGGUUCAAAGGCAGGAUUAGGAGAGAAAUUCUGUUCUCAUUUACGAGAAUAAAAACCUGGAGUAAUUCCACAGAGCACAAUGGGAUAACUCUGAUUUUCACCGCAGCAAAUUAAAGCACAAAUGGGCCUUUAAUCCGAAGUGAUUAUAGCUGAUUUUAGUAAUACAGGCUUUUUUAAUUUAAAAAACCCAAACCCUAUUUUCAUCUGCCAUCACUGGAAGACUGGGAUGAAAUCUGCCCUCGGUCCCAAGCCUAUGAACCAUGUAAAUUCUCCUUAUGUCCUAUGUAUGAAUGUCAAGAAUCUGAAGGGAGGUGGCAACGUUUGCUUUCUGUACAAGGUGUGAUUCCAUCCUUGCAGAUGAUGUUACAAGUCAGGUUUGGGAUUAAAAAACAAAAAUUGGCUGUAGCUACCUGAAUCAUUUCAUAAAUAAUUAGUGCUGCUCUAUAUAAACGAUGUAUAGCCUCAUUAUAUUCUAUGUUCAGAUGCAAUGAUAUGAACCUGGAUUAUCUCCAAGGUGAUGGAUGACUUAAUUAAGUUCAGCAAAACUUAAAAGGAUAUAGUGUGGUUGCAGUUGGUACAUUUUGCUUCCAAACUCACAGUUUCUACAGUUGACUAAAGUGUGGGAAUAUUUGCCAAAUAUACACAAUAGAGCUCUGUGUGUUACUGCUUAAAAUAUAUAUCCUCUAAUUACAUGAAGUGUACAUGACUAGAUCCCCAGCUGAGGGAAGCCUACAUAACUUGGCUGCUGUAAAUGAAAUGAUAACAAUAUCAGCCAGCUGAGGCUCUACGUCAUAUAGUGUAUUCUUUGCUAUACAAUCAAUGCCUUUUCAAAUAAUCAGCUUUUUAAGAUACAAUAUAGUCCUUAUUUAGCAAUAUCGCUUUAUACCUUCUGACAGAGAAGAGUGUCUUUAAAAUAGGUGUAAAUGUAGCAUCAAUGGGAACAAAAUCUGAUAUCUUUCUGAACAAAAAGAUCUCAGGAUGUGCUGGUGAAUUUAAUACUCUCUGAAUUUGAUAUGGAUAACUGUCUAAGAAAGGAAAAUCAUUCAAUUUGCCAGUAUUUAAAAGAAAAGAACUGUGCCUUGUGCAGUCUUAAAAACAGUGUAAAAUAUAAAGGUAGCAAUGUGUUCUUGUGCAUUGUAAUUCCAUGUAUUUCUUUACUGACAGAUAACUUAAUUAAAAAGGAAGUUUCUGUACUUGAAAACAGAGAGAGAAUGUAUAAAAUGAAUUAUAUGACAGAGCUUUCUUU
Messenger RNA from Gallus gallus (chicken), 3375 nucleotides. RefSeq names its product neuropeptide Y receptor Y1 (gene NPY1R). Gene Ontology annotation, molecular function: neuropeptide binding; neuropeptide Y receptor activity. Gene Ontology annotation, biological process: G protein-coupled receptor signaling pathway. Bases 315 to 1472 code for a protein of 385 amino acids. The record is from RefSeq and is a predicted model, not a curated record. Gene Ontology annotation, cellular component: plasma membrane; neuron projection. Lineage: Eukaryota; Metazoa; Chordata; Aves; Galliformes; Phasianidae. The transcript has 3 exons.